AUGGCCUCUGCGGCGUUCUUGAUCUAUUCGGGCAUCAUGCCCCUUAUCAAAACCUUCAUAUCCAUAAUCUGCGGAUAUGUGCUUGCGAGGAUGGGUCUAUUCCCUCCAGCUGCCGCACAGGGUGCUUCGCAAGUCACAAUGAACGUCUCCCUGCCUGCCCUCAUCUUCGCCAACAUUGUGCCUGCGUUCACCCCCUCGAAUGUGGGCGCGAUUGGUCCGCUAUUCCUGAUCGCGUUCUUCUACCAGGCUUUCGGCUUCCUCGCGGGGUUCAUAAUCCGCGAGUUUUGCUAUGUGCCCCGUAACUUCUGGCAAGGCAUCAUCGUCCUCACGGGUAUGAGCAACUGGGGAAACCUGCCAAACGCCGUGGUCAUAUCGGUAACGCAGCAGGCUCCCUUCGACCCCUCUGUUGACGAGGCUCUGGGCGUCUCGUACGUUUCGAUAUUCAUCGUCUGCUACCACAUCACCUUCUGGAUGUUGGGCGCGGCCCACUCCCUGUCAUGGGACUACCGCCCCGGCGUCCCGCAGGGGGAGGCCACGGAACGCCGCCUGAAGUGGCACGAAAAGCCUUUUGGGGCGCUCGUCGCGCGCUACAUCCUGCACCGGGAGUAUCCUCCUUCCCAAGUAGAAGCCCCAGAGAAGGACGAGGAAGCAUGGGCCGAGAAGGAAAAAGGCAAAGACGUAGUGGAGUCUGUCGAGCCCUCCGUCACAGAACUCGACGUGCAGGUGCUCAACGCGGACCUGCCCGAGACAGAUCCCGACGUCCAGCUCGCGCGGCGCACAUCCAGACUGUCCACCGCCGCGCCUCCCGCUCCCAACACCCGUCUCCCACCCUCAGCUUCUACCUCCGCGCUUCCACCGGUUCCCCCACCAACUCGGGCGCAUUCGAUCCGCUCAGCGGCCGACGCUCAGAGUCUGGCACAGGGGAGCGAUACGGACACUCUCCACCCUGCCUCCUUCAAGCACCGAGUCAUUCGCGUCUUCCGACCUCUAGCAGCGUUGAUCACCCCUGUGACGAUCACGCUUGCGAUCUCCCUCCCCAUCGCGCUCGUGCAGCCUCUCAAGGCCCUCUUCGUCGAUGUAUCCGACAUCGGUGGGCCGAGCUGGAAAGGCCCCGACGGCCGUCCACCAUUGGCGUUCCUCAUUGACACUGCUCAAUUUAUGGGCAACAUCGCCGUUCCGCUCGCUCUCGUGCUGCUCGGCGCGAGCUUCGCACGGCUGCAGACGCCGCGGCCGCUCUCGCGCCUGCCUCUCAUGGCCAUGUUCCUGACCACGAUCACGAAGAUGGCCAUCCUCCCCGUUAUCGGGGUCUUCCUCGUGCAGGCGAUGACCAACGCGGGGCUCAUCGACAAGAGCGCGAAGGCGGAGCGGUUUGUCGCCAUGUUCUUGAGCGGAACGCCGACUGCCGUCAACCAAAUGAUCGUCUCUUCGCUGUACUCACCAGACGGCAAUGUAGACACACUCUCGGUAAGCUUGUUGGUCAUUUUGAGAUGCGAUGGCUUGCUGACAUCUUAG
Trametes versicolor FP-101664 SS1 is the source of this 1512-nucleotide messenger RNA. RefSeq names its product auxin efflux carrier. Lineage: Eukaryota; Fungi; Basidiomycota; Agaricomycetes; Polyporales; Polyporaceae. Gene Ontology annotation, biological process: transmembrane transport. The coding region runs from base 1 to 1512 and encodes 503 amino acids. The record is from RefSeq and is a predicted model, not a curated record. Gene Ontology annotation, cellular component: membrane. The transcript has 6 exons.